Molecule: messenger RNA, 3645 nt
Organism: Nerophis lumbriciformis (worm pipefish)
Lineage: Eukaryota; Metazoa; Chordata; Actinopteri; Syngnathiformes; Syngnathidae
Gene: snx10b
Product: sorting nexin 10b
Biological process (GO): intracellular protein transport; vesicle organization; cilium assembly
Cellular component (GO): endosome
Molecular function (GO): phosphatidylinositol phosphate binding
Source: RefSeq, a predicted model, not a curated record
CACACACUCAUACACAUCCGCGCACACACAGCAAAUGGUCGGAAUGUGCACGGAUUGAAAUUUAUACAUUUACGAUCGUCUGAAAGAGACAGAGACAGAUUUAAUGUCAGAGGUCAUCCCAGCCAGAAACCAGAUGCUCUUUCUUAUCGUUUGACCACCCAACACACACACACACACACACACACACACACACACACACACACACACACACGCACACACACACACGCACACAUACGCACACAUACGCACACACACAGCAAAUGGUUGGUAUACAAUUUAAUUGUUGUUGAUUGAAACAUUAUACGUUUACGAUUUUUACUGACAAAAACCAAAUGUUAUUUUCUUGAGAAAGCAAAAGGUCUUUUAGAUUAGAUGCCCACCCCAGACAGAGACAGAAACACAACAGUUUUGUAAUAUGUAAUUAAUUUAGUCGUUAUUAACAUACUGAGAUGAAUAAUAUCUUAUUUUUAAUAAGAUUGAAAGUAUUUCUCAUCAUUAUUUUUCUUUGUACUCUGUAAGCACUAAUAUUUUGAACAAUCUCUUAAACAGGAUCAUAUCAGUUCAAUUUUUAACUUCUUUACUUAAUCCAUUCCGUAAUUUUUAUUUUACAUACUGAUAUGCUAAAAGUUUUAAGUGUUGUACGUGCAUAUAAAUGUUUAAAAUUAUUUUUUAAGGUUAUAUUUUUCCUUUUUUUUUUUGUUGUUGAGAAAAAUUGUUGUACGUUCUCGGGUGGCAGGUUAUAAUUUGCUUUGUGCAUACUUUUAGGUGUUUGCAAUUUUACCAAAUUGUAGAACUUUAAUAUUUUUGACUUAAUAAAUAAACGGUUUGUAUGUUUUUUUAUAUCCAACAUGAUGUAUUAUUUUAAACGGUCUUCUUUUUUUUUUGUAACACGAAUCACACACACACACACACACACACACACACACACACACACACACACACACACACACACACACGCACACACACACACACACACACACUCACUUACACACACACACACACACACACACACACACACACACACACACACACACACACACACUCACACACACAUACGCACACACACAGCAAAUGGUCGGAAUGUGCACGGAUUGAAAUUUAUACAUUUACGAUCGUCUGAAAGAGACAGAGACAGAUUUAAUGUCAGAGGUCAUCCCAGCCAGAAACCAGAUGCUCUUUCUUAUCGUUUGACCACCCAACACACACACACACACACACACACACACACACACACACACACACACACACACACACACACAUACACACACAAAGUCUCACCUUGACACACUCUAGUGCGUGAAAAUAACCAGAUACAUGCUGAAAAGCAUAUUUAAAAGCUGGAAAAACUCUGGUAGAGCACACUCUUCAGAGGGUUUUGAGAAUGAGGGGUAAUUUUUUUUUUUUUUUUUACUGAUUGUAAUAUAUCUGUUUAGAGUUUAUAUAAUAACAAGUAUUUAUUCUAAAUAAAAGCAGUUAAACACCGCAUCGAAAUUCACGCUCAUCCGAGGAACGUUCUAAGGGAACCUUCAUCCAUUUUGCGUAAGUACUGGUUAUUUUUUACAUUGUUUUAUUACCUCUGUUUUACAACGUUAUUGGUAUAUUUUAUUAGACGAUGAUCUAGUCGACGCAGAAGUAAGAGACGACGAGCUUUGUUUGAUUGAUCUUACAAAGUUGGAAAACGACUCUAGCGGUGAGUUUAAACUAUUGAUUUGUUUGAUAUUAUUUGUAAUCAUUAUUUUGUUUUAUAGAGGGGAUGUGGGAAGAUUCUAAAGAGAUCUCUUUUUCACAAUCACAGUUUGAUGUUUCUUUUACGCCUCUGGCACGGUGGACGGCCUUAACCGAACGUUCGACGGCAUCACACCUCCCGCCAAAACGUUCCGAAGAAGUCUAUAUUGAAGAUUUGCUUGCGGAGGAGGAAGUUUUAACCCCGCAAAAGACUCCUGCCAUUGAAGAAUUGUUCCCGGACAAAAUUGUCGAAAAAGACGUCGAAUGUCCCACCGUUGAAGACUUGCUUACGGAGGAUGCGGAGGAUUUUUUCCCGGUAAAGAGUCCAGAGGAGCCCGCCGACGAAGUCGUUGAAGGCUCGCUUGUUGUGGAUGAGAAGGCUUUUCUCCCGUCAAAGAUUCCCGACAACGAAGGCUUGCUCACGGACAACAUCAUCGAAAAAGACGGCGAAAGUCCUACACGCUCCCGCUGCGGUAAGAAGAAGAGGAAGAGAAAGAGUCGAGAGCCGAGCAGACUGGAGCAAAAAAGACAACGGAUCAAACAACACUACAAGAUACUGGCUCGUACCUUUGAGAUGCUGUCUGACAUUGUUUAAUACAUGUUUGAUUGAUAUAACUGCUUUAUAAUUUUUUUAAUUUUUUUUAGAGAAAUAGAAUGGUCGAUGAAAAAAUUUUAGUUUCGCCUGAAUUAGUGGAGGAUGAUGGAGAAAUAGAAAACGAAAACGUUCCUAAUCAUCAUUUAGAAUCAAAUAAAGGGGUAGAACGUGAUUCACAGUUUUUCAAUCCUUUACAACAAGCGCUACGUCAUGUAGAAUCAAAUAACCAAGCAGAAUGUGAUUCGGACUUUUUUCAUUCUUUACACAUUGCAAUUUAUCAUUCAAACUGGAAAUCAAACUAUAACCCGUAUUUGCAAGAUACUCAUAAUGGAUUAAAUUUAAACACAAACACAGACGCACACACGCAACCGCAGCAACAGGGAGAUUUGGAGGGUGAAGGGGUACAACCACAGGGUGACAUGGUGGGGGUGCAGCAGCAUCGGACAACUCAUGACUAUCCAAAUUUAAAUGAGACCCAGAGAGGUGAGGGUUUAAAUGUCUUGAGACGCGAAGUGUUUAACAAUGUCGAGUUAAAAAGUGUUUUAUCUUUUCCUCAAAACAGCGGUGUAACAGAUUACGCCACAUUUUACCGUCGAGUCAUGGGGAACCUUGAAAACUUGACAAAUAGGGUCGUUGAGGAGGCUAGACCCAACGACAUCGUUCAAUUAGAGUUUAUCGGUGACAGGGCGCGAAAACACGCUUCAUUUACGUUUCAAAACGAUGCCGGGGAAGUAAUGAAUGCUUUUCAAAACGUGCUAGACCUGCUGGUACAAUCAAACGCAGAAAUUAUGAACGACGACGAAAUACAGGUAGUAGUUCAAGUGAUACAUAAUCCUAGAGGCGGUGUUAGAAGAAAAGCCGAAACCCUUUUGGAACAUGAACUCAACAAAAAGAAAGCUCACUAUCUGUAUAAACCAAACAACGUGAAUAAUCAUCUCUGUUUUGCCAUCAGCCUAGCCCAUCUGAUUCAUCCCGAAUUUACGGAUAGUCAGGCUGUGCUGGAGGCUAAACAAAUACAGAGAAAAGCGGGCUUAGACGAUCAAACCCCCGUCACUUUCAGUCAUAUUCAAGCGUUUGAAAAAGUCGUGCGACGUAAAAUUGUCAUACUGUACAGAGAAGAGGAUCAACGCCCCUUCUCGCUGUUUGAGACAGAUUCCCCUAAAUCAGAUAAUCCGUUGUAUUUGUAUUUAUCUCAAAAUCAUUACAACGGUAUCAUCAACAUUAAAGGAUUUUUGUCAAAACCGUACGUUUGCCACUACUGCUACAGAGGGUACUUCAAAGCCAACAGACACAAAUGCGACGGUCAUUGCGUGGUCUGUACAAUC